Messenger RNA from Pungitius pungitius (ninespine stickleback), 2429 nucleotides. It is a transcript of the gene wnt5a, whose product is annotated as wingless-type MMTV integration site family, member 5a. The record is from RefSeq and is a predicted model, not a curated record. Gene Ontology annotation, cellular component: extracellular region. Gene Ontology annotation, biological process: multicellular organism development; canonical Wnt signaling pathway; neuron differentiation. Lineage: Eukaryota; Metazoa; Chordata; Actinopteri; Perciformes; Gasterosteidae. Gene Ontology annotation, molecular function: frizzled binding; cytokine activity. The coding region runs from base 1098 to 2234 and encodes 378 amino acids. The transcript is spliced from 5 exons.
UGCGAUGCGCAUCCACACUGCAGUUUGCUAGUUUGUGAGAGGAGGCGACUGAAGCAGGUGAGAGAGACAAUCAGAAAGGGAGGGAUAGUUGGUGGUACUUUUUCCGCACUACAGCACACACAGACACACACACAUACGGUGUGGGGAGGACGACAGACUCGGAGCCUCAGCAGAGCGCCGUUGUUCACACGCUGUGCUCUUUUCCUCCUCCGGGCACCGUGCGCGCUCGCCAAGCCGCACUGUUUGGAGAUAGUCCGCGCGGAAAGUUUUUUUUUUUUUUCUCUUUUUGGGGGAGCAUACUGUCUGGAGCCGAUUAAUUGUGCCAUCUGAAUUUUUUUUUUUUUUUUUGAGAGGCGGAUGACUUACUUUUUUUGCAUGUGAAUACUUUUAAGUCGAGCAGUGGACUUGUCAAAGUCGGGGUUUUGUUUUGCACAUAAUGGAAGGUAAAUUGACAAGUCGUUUGUGGCGAGGUUCAGCGUGUGGAUCUUUCGACAGGUAAACGCGCAAUGACCUGGGCGUACGAGCGGCUGGAUUUCGAUUUCAUAACUCCCUUUCGUGGUUCUUGGUGUGACAUGGUUGAGAUAUCAUCUAGUGCAGUUUGGGGGUAUUUAGCUUCUCGUAAAGUAGGCCGCUUUUAAUAAUAAGAAUAUCGACAUCCGACGUUUCCGCCAGUGGGUUGCCGUAGGUGGUUUUAUUUGUUGAUAGUAACCGCACAGUCGUGCACGGAUUCGGGAAAAGCUCUGUUCAUUUCCUUCUUCUUUUUUUAACGGUCUUUUGGACAUUGUAUGUAUCCCACUGCCUCCUACAAGCCCUCUCAGCGGUUUGGCGCACGGAGCGCGUGCAUUCGGUGACUGCUGAGCGUCCCGUGUUCCCCAAAGCGCCCAAGUGAAGGACUCCUAGACAUAGCGUGUCGCUUGCUUCAACCCGGCCAAGCACUGUCCAAGUAAGCCGGAGAAAACGACCAGGCUUGUCUUCACUGCAGUGGGGGGGUAACUUUAGUCCAGCCUGCUCUGCUCUGGGAUUAUUGGUUUGAUCUCGCCUUCACAACGUGGAUUACAUCUUCUAACGGGCCGCUCUCUCUCUGAUCAGACGGCAGCAUGAACCUGGGGCUGCGCUGUGUGUGUCGGCCGGACUGCUGGCCCUUUGGCAGCUUAUUGGACUCCAGACAUUGUGUCUUUGCCCUCACAAUCCUCACACUCCUCAUGCAGGUAGUGGUGGAGGCCAACUCAUGGUGGUCUCUGGCUAUGAACCCUUUACUGAUCCCAGAAGCCUACAUCAUCGGUGCCCAGCCUCUGUGCAGCCAGCUGGUGGGCCUGUCACAGGGCCAGAAGAAGCUGUGCCAGCUCUACCAGGACCACAUGCAGUACAUUGGCGAAGGAGCCAAAACGGGCAUCAGAGAGUGUCAGUACCAGUUCAGACAUCGGCGCUGGAACUGCAGCACGGUGGACAACUCCUCUGUUUUUGGACGGGUCAUGCAAAUAGGCAGCCGAGAAACGGCGUUCACCUAUGCCAUUAGCGCGGCAGGGGUGGUGAACGCGGUGAGCCGCGCCUGCAGAGAGGGGGAGCUCUCCAGCUGCGGGUGCAGCCGCGCCGCUCGACCCAAGGACUUGCCGCGUGACUGGCUGUGGGGCGGCUGCGGGGACAACCUCAACUACGGCUACAGGUUCUCCAAGGAGUUUGUGGAUGCACGCGAGAGGGAGAAGAGCUACCCCACUGGCUCAUACGAGAGCGCCCGGCUCAUGAUGAAUAUUCACAACAACGAGGCUGGAAGAAGGACGGUGUCCGACCUUGCUAACGUGUCCUGCAAGUGCCACGGGGUGUCAGGCUCCUGCAGUCUGAAGACCUGCUGGCUGCAGCUAGCGGACUUCCGCAAGGUGGGCGACGCGCUGAAGGAAAAGUACGACAGCUCCGCUUCCAUGAAGCUCAACUCGCGUGGAAAGCUGGUGCAGAAGUUCAGCAAUUUCAAUGCUCCCACCAGCCACGACCUGGUGUACAUCGAGUCCAGUCCAGACUACUGCCUGAAGAACCAGAGCACAGGCUCCUUGGGAACGGUGGGGCGCCUUUGCAACAAGACCUCGGAAGGCAUGGAUGGGUGCGAGCUGAUGUGCUGCGGCCGCGGCUACGAUCAGUACAAGGCCCAGAUCGUGGAGCGCUGCCACUGCAAGUUCCACUGGUGCUGCUACGUCAAGUGCAAGCGCUGCACCAAAACCGUGGACCAGUUCGUCUGCAAGUGAGCGGAGCGUCGGCCCGCGUGUGCUUGCUUGCUUGCUGGCUGGCAGACGACGGGCAGCCACCCGGCUGUGAAUGCGAGCAAAGGAGUUGAACACACACAGAAAGAAUGGAGGAAAAAAAAAGAAACUAUAUAAAUUAUAUUUAUAGAGUUAAAACAAAUAUGCCAUUGCAAAAAGACUGACUUUUUUUUUUUUUUU